Molecule: messenger RNA, 1390 nt
Organism: Funneliformis caledonium
Lineage: Eukaryota; Fungi; Glomeromycota; Glomeromycetes; Glomerales; Glomeraceae
Source: the annotation of a GenBank genome assembly
AUGGAUUGUGUAAAUGAAGUAGUUGCGCCUUUCAUACCUCUUGUAACUACGAUAAUUACAUUAACGAAAGAAAUAGCCAAUGCAUAUGAGGAUGUUCAAUAUAAUAAAAAAACUUGUGGAAUAUUGGUCAACCGAGUUGAAGCUGCGGAAGCUGCGAUUAAAGGAUUAAUGAGAGAAAGAGAAGAGAAUAUUCAUAAAUUUAGGAGUCAAGAAAAGAUUAAAGAUUUUUGUUAUGAUAUUUCUCAAUUAUCAAAAUUUAAAAAAUUUUUUACCAGUGGGAAUAUCAAAGAAAGUUUUCAAGAGAUUAUUAAAGAAUUUGAUGGUUGUUUAAAUGAUUUGAAUUUGGCAAUUUCUAUUACUUCAAGUAAAAAUAUGAAUAGAUAUUUAACGAUUCUACAUUGUGAUAUGAUUGAAAUGAAGAAAUUUUUAGAUGACAUUGGAUCUGGUAUUACAUCUAAAAUCAAGACCAUCGAUGACAAUACCAAAACUCACCAAGAAAUUAUCUCUAUAAUAACUAACGUUGAAUCAAUGAAGAAAUUAAAAAAAUUUACGAACAAGUUAAUAACCAAAAGUUUAACAAUUGAAAGAGUAAAACGAAUACCUCCAAAUGAGUUGGAAUACCCACCAGAAUAUGAUACACGUGUCGGUAAUAGGGUAAUAAUUCAGAAGAAAACUUAUAAAGCAAUGGAUGUUGCUUGUAAACAUUUUCUUAAAAGUAAUAAUAUCCAAAAAAUCCAAAAUCAACUCAAUAUUUUGAUAAAAUUGAACAUUUGUCCACACAUUAUUCAAUUUCUUGGCCUAUCAAAAAUUGUCGACAAGGAUGUAAUGAUUUUUGAGUGGGCCGAUUUGGGAACUUUAAGAGAGGUUUAUCUCAAAUAUGAGAUUGGAUGGGAUAUGAAAAUUUCUCUUGCAAGAGAUAUCUGUCAUGGCUUAGCCUUUUUACAUAGUGUGGAUAUACUUCACCACGAUUUAAAGUGUGAAAAUAUUUUGAUAAAGGAAAAUAUGCAGCCUAAAAUUUCCAAAUUCAAUUUUGCUCGUGAAAUUAACGCCGAAACUUGUCAUUUUGACGAUUUAAAUGAUAUAGUACAUUGGUUGGCUCCUGAAAAAUUAAAAUGUAUUCCAGCUGAACAAAAUUUGGAAGGCAAUAAAAAACCCGAAGAAGAAUUAUUUGUAGCAUAUAAUGGUGCGUUAUCGUUAAAACCAAUCACAAGGAAGAAGGUUCAAGAAUCAGAACUUGAUAUUCAUUAUUAUAACUCAGACACUUCAAGUACACCAUCAAUUCUUUUCGAUGAAGGUUUAAAGGCUCAUAAAACCAAAAAUUAUGAAAGAGCCUGGAAAUGUUUUGAAGAGCAUGCAAGUAAUGGUCAUGUAUUCGCACAAUUCAAGCAAG